Molecule: messenger RNA, 306 nt
Organism: Puccinia triticina
Lineage: Eukaryota; Fungi; Basidiomycota; Pucciniomycetes; Pucciniales; Pucciniaceae
Exons: 3
Coding region: 1-306 (101 amino acids)
Source: RefSeq, a predicted model, not a curated record
AUGUACACUCCAUUAAUGGAAGAUGUUCCGGAAAAAACAAGUCAUUCCUCUGCCGUGCUUGAUGCUCUUCCAUCCAGGCCGUCUUCUCAAAGAUUCAUUCAACAUUCAGAAGAUCAUGACGUUGUUCGAGGGAAAGAUCCAAAUUUAAAUCUUACAGGAGACAAAAAGAAACAGUCAGAAAAUAAAUUUGAUUUGGGAAAAUCUGCCAUAGGUUUUGCUUCAGCUGAGUCCCCAGCCCUUCAAGAAGGUACCAGUCAAAAUGAGCUCUUGCAGCUUAUCUCAAGUUUCCAUUCAUAUGAAAUCUGA